Messenger RNA from Conger conger (European conger), 2762 nucleotides. RefSeq names its product eukaryotic translation initiation factor 1A X-linked b (gene eif1axb). Gene Ontology annotation, molecular function: translation initiation factor activity; RNA binding. The transcript is spliced from 7 exons. The record is from RefSeq and is a predicted model, not a curated record. Lineage: Eukaryota; Metazoa; Chordata; Actinopteri; Anguilliformes; Congridae. Gene Ontology annotation, biological process: translational initiation. Gene Ontology annotation, cellular component: cytoplasm. The coding region runs from base 185 to 619 and encodes 144 amino acids.
AUGCGUGAUUCUGCGCAAGCGCAACAAGGAAGGAAACGCUUCACCAGAAGGUCCGUGGAAACAGGCCAGCUGCGGACAUCGUGACGAUUUUAUAGCUAGCUACCCGCCACUUAAUUUUUUGGAACAUAUCAAGAAUACAGACACAGUACGGGUUUGGAUCAACCAGCUCUUAUCAUCAGCGAACAUGCCCAAGAAUAAAGGUAAGGGAGGUAAGAAUCGUCGACGUGGUAAGAAUGAGAAUGAAUCUGAAAAGAGAGAGCUGGUGUUCAAGGAAGAUGGCCAGGAGUAUGCCCAGGUGAUCAAGAUGCUGGGGAAUGGAAGGCUGGAGGCCAUGUGCUUUGAUGGUGUGAAACGUCUCUGCCACAUCCGGGGGAAACUGCGGAAAAAGGUUUGGAUAAACACAUCUGAUAUCAUAUUGGUGGGACUCAGAGAUUAUCAGGACAACAAAGCUGAUGUCAUACUUAAGUAUAAUGCAGAUGAGGCCAGGAGUCUGAAGGCGUAUGGCGAGCUUCCUGAGCAUGCUAAAAUUAAUGAGACUGAUACCUUUGGACCUGGCGAUGAUGACGAAAUUCAGUUUGAUGACAUUGGAGAUGACGAUGAGGACAUUGACGAUAUUUAAACUUGGCCCCGUUAUUUGCAAAGAGGAAGUGGGACUCCUUUAUCUCUGCAAGACAGGACUGUGGCCGGUUGGCUCCCAAGCAUGAGCUGGAGUCUUUGUUCUGUCCCCAUACAAGGUGGUUCAAAAAUAAAUUUGUCACUGGUAACACAGAAUCAUUCUUUACACAUGUUUUGUUUUAUUGUAUUUAUAUUUUAUUUCACUUCAUGUGAAAUUUAGAAUCAAAUGCAGACUAUCCGAAUAAUAAAAAGUUCAAACAUUUUAUGUUUCAUCUGGUAAUUUGUUUUAUUUUGAUAUGUUCCCAGAUUAUCGUGGUUAUAAUAAAUACCAUCAAACGUUGAACAUUGGACAUUGGUAGCAGCAGUUUUUCAUUUUCAUGAAUUGCUUAAUCACAUACAGUAUCGGUAGUAUUACUACAGUGACUUAAUUAAGGUGGAUUAUGCAGAGUUCAAUUAAUUGAUUUUAGGUUUAUUAUUUUUGGAUUAACAGUUUUCUUCUGUCUUCUGUUCUGAGUAGAAAUUUAGAUCAGCCUUUCAUUGUUAGAAAAAUGACUGUUUAGAGGACGACUAAGACCAAUGAGCAAGGGUUUUCUGAACCAGGACUUGACAGUUUUUAGAUAUGCUUAUAGACUUGUACCAUUCUGCUAUAAACAUAAGGGGUGUAGAAUGGGCGGUUCCUACACGAGCCUGUAAAUGAUCUUGUAUAAUAAAUGUUGUUUUAUGUAUGUAUUGAAGAAAACAUUUUGCAGUUACACCAGUGUCCACAUGAUGAUGCUGUUCUGACAAAAUAUAAUUUCAAAUAUACAAUAUGCAGUGCUCAGAAAGCCCUUGUAAAAAGGAUGGAAGUAUUUUACUGUAACAGACUCAAAUGUGUAUUUUUGUAACUUGCCAACCUGAUUUUAGAACUGAAAUCAAUUCUUUGGCCUGACGAAUAAAUGUUAAAGGAUUCUGGUUUGGGCACAAAAUGAAUUUGUCAAACAACAUUGAGUGUCCCAUGCAUUGAUUGUGGUUUGAUUUUCAUUUCCUGUAGUGUGACUGGCGCGCAUCUCUUCCUGUCAGUAUCACAGACAAACCUUUUGUUUUUCCCUUCUAAACUUUAGCCAUAUCUUGUAUGAACCUUUAUCCGUGUCAUUCAAAGGAAUUCAGAUGGUUGAUGUCUGCCCUCAGUGAGACAGUCAUCCUUUAUGACACCUUAAUAAACUGCAACGUCUUCAUGCUGCCUUCAGUGGAGUGUUCCUUGUCACUGGCUUAUUGAAAUGAGUUUGUUUUCGAAGGGAAAUUGUGCGACCUUGCUAAAUGGACAAAUUAAACAUUAGUUACCCAAGCUCUGGACUUAAGAGUUGUUGUCUUUGUCUUUUGAUGACAACCUGAGAUGCACUAAAAAUGUAACAUUACUAUUAAAUAUUCAAUUUAGUUCUCCAGUUAAGCAAAGUUGUGUUGUAUAGUGUCCCGUCUUUAAUGAGCUGUUGCAUGACUGGCCUUUAUGGGAUGGUUCUGUGUACGGACGAGGCUGUGCUGUGCACCUUCUUGUUGAUGUUUCUUCACUGAAUUCAUACGUCCACUUUCAGAAGUUGAACCGUUCUCUUCCCUGGAACAGUCCAUAGCUUAACUUAAUGAUAUCUGUGAUUGUAAUAAAGAUGAAGGCCUUGAUUCAGUUUAACCACAGUUUUAUUAUUGGCUGUGUUGAUGUUAAGUAUGUAUCGUAGUCUGUUACAAGAUUUAUUUCUAAUUCCAUUCACCAUUAAAUUCUGUCUGUCUAAAGUAUGCAACACUAUUUUGUUCAAAUAAUUAGAAAGCAUAUUGUGAUUAGAUUGAAUCUUGGCAAACCGCUGAUUGAACGGAGGUUGUGGGGAAAGCCUAUGGUCUGGUGAGACCCAUCCACUUUAUUCACAGCUUUUUAAGUAAACUCAACUUGGAAUGCGGAAGUUCAGCUAACGCCCACUCCUUAGUAAAGCUGACCUUCAAAAGUUGUGUUUAUUUUAAAAAGAAAAAAAAGUUGCCUUACAAUUUUAAGUUGUCCUGAUUUUAAAUUAUAUACAUUAUAUACAGUGUUGUUUGAACAUGUUAUGAUUUAGCAUGGCAGUAAUGCAAAAUUAUGUCCAUAAACAAAUUUCCACAAAUAAAACCUCUGCUUUUUGUCUCCUUGA